AUGACUCAACAUAAGGUGGCUUAUUUUUAUAAUGCAGACGUAGGGAAUUUCCACUAUGGUCCUGGACAUCCUAUGAAGCCCCAUCGAUUGUCUGUGACACACAGCUUGGUACUGAACUAUGGGCUUCAUAAAAAAAUGCAGAUAUACAAACCGUACCGAGCAAGCGCUCACGACAUGUGUCGUUUCCACAGCGAGGAUUACAUAGAAUUUUUACAAAGUGUCACCCCACAGAAUAUUCAAAGCUAUUCCAAAGAUUUGCUGCACUACAAUGUCGGUGAUGACUGUCCGGUGUUUGAAGGACUUUUUGACUUCUGUUCAAUGUACACGGGUGCGUCAUUGGAAGGGGCUAUGAAGCUAAACAACAAUGCUUGUGAUAUUGCUAUCAACUGGUCUGGUGGACUGCAUCAUGCUAAGAAAUUUGAACCUUCAGGCUUCUGCUACGUGAACGACAUAGUAAUCGCCAUAUUAGAACUCCUGAAGUACAAUCCACGAGUCCUGUACAUCGAUAUUGAUGUUCAUCACGGCGAUGGCGUACAGGAGGCUUUCUACCUUACAGACAGGGUCAUGACCGUUAGCUUCCACAAGUAUGGAAACUAUUUCUUCCCGGGAACUGGUGAUAUGUACGAGAUUGGAUCAGAGAGUGGUAGAUACUACUCUGUGAAUGUCCCUCUUAAGGAAGGGAUUGAUGAUCAAAGUUAUGUGCAGGUGUUUAAGCCAGUGAUAUCGAACGUGAUGGAGUUCUACCGGCCAACAGCCAUCGUACUGCAAUGCGGCGCUGACUCGCUGGCAGGGGACCGUCUCGGUUGCUUCUCCCUGUCCACCAGGGGGCACGGAGAGUGUGUCAAGUUUGUCAAGAACCUGAACGUGCCUACAUUAGUGGUAGGAGGUGGAGGUUACACACUACGAAACGUAGCUCGCUGCUGGACGUACGAGACAUCCCUGUUGGUGGAUGAGUACAUCUCCAAUGAGCUACCCUACACGGAAUACUUGGAGUUCUUUGCUCCUGACUUCCAACUGCACCCAGAGAUCAACAGUACGAACAACGCAAAUAGCAAGCAGUACUUGGAUGCGAUCACUAAGCACGUUUACGACAACCUCAAGAUGUGCCAGCACUCACCGGCUGUGCAGAUGUCGCACGUACCAGGCGACUUCUUCCCUGAUGAAUACAGAAUCAAAGAAGAACCAGACCCAGAUGUUCGUAUCAGUCAAGAAGAGACUGAUAAGAUGGUAGAACCCAAAAAUGAGUUCUUUGAAGAUGAGAGAGAUAACGACAAGGAACCAGAGACUGAUUUCAUGGCAUAG
Messenger RNA from Arctia plantaginis, 1302 nucleotides. NCBI's taxonomy places the organism in Eukaryota, Metazoa, Arthropoda, Insecta, Lepidoptera, Erebidae. The record is from the annotation of a GenBank genome assembly.